GUACACUGGCAUCGAGUGUACAAGGGAGUGAAACGAAUGCGAUUAAACUUAAAUGGCGGAGGUUUUGGGGAUUCUGUAAUCUUCGUCGUUGUCUUCUUCUACGAUUUCCAUUGUGUUAGGGUUUUCAGCAGUUAUUAUUGAUUUCACCGCUCUUAUUCGAAUCGCGCUUCUUCCAAACCCCACAUUAUUCCCACUGUACCGAUUUCCUUCACUCAGAAAUCGAAAGAACCCCGCGCUCCUUUCGCUCUGUCAAAAGUGGCCAUGACUUAUGCGGAUGAGGAUGGCUCUUCGGGCUCUGGAGACGAUGCAAUCAUGUUGGAUGGACACAAACGCCAUGCUGGCGUGCCAUCUAGUUCCGGUGCCAGCCGGAAGAGAGGAAGGAAAGCUGCUGGUGGUGCUAUAGUGGAUGCCAUGCUGGAGAUAGCUGCUGCUUCGAAGAUGAGGGCAAGUGCAAUUAUGAAGAGUGAGGACAGAUUCUCCGUAAGCAAGUGCAUCAAAUUGUUGGAUGAGACGCAAGAUGCACCAAUAAGCAUGGAAGACAUUGAUCUAGAAUUGGAUGAGAUGGAACUAGUUGCGGCUGCUGCUGGCUACUAUUACUACAGCUGUCUAACCAAGCAACCUUCUCGUUGUCUAUCUCCUAGGAGAUGCGAAUUUGUGUCAGAAGUGCUGAAUGGUCAUGAUGACUACUGCCGGGAAAUGUUGCGGAUGGACAAGCAUGUAUUUCACAAGUUGUGUGACAUUCUCCGUCAACGAGCCAUGCUACGUGAUACUGCAGGUGUAAUGAUAGAGGAGCAAUUAGCAAUAUUUUUAAACAUCAUUGGCCACAACGAACGUAAUAGAGUGAUUCAAGAGCGGUUUCAUCACUCUGGUGAAACCAUUAGCCGCCAUUUUAAUAAUGUAUUGAAGGCUAUUAAAUCACUAUCUCGUGAAGUCUUGCAGCCUCCUCAGCUCACUACACCUCCAGAAGUUAUCAACUGCGCUAGGUUUUUCCCGUAUUUCAAGGAUUGCAUAGGAGUAAUUGAUGGGAUGAGCAUUCCUGCUCAUGUUCCAGCCAAAGAUCAAUCUCGAUUUCGAAAUAAGAAAGGUAUCCUAUCUCAAAAUGUACUGGCAGCCUGCACAUUUGACCUGCAGUUUAUAUUCAUUUAUCCUGGUUGGGAAGGCUCUGUCACAGACUCGCGCGUGUUAAGGGCAGUCCUUGACAACCCAGAUCAGAAUUUCCCGCAAAUACCUGAAGGAAAGUACUACCUUGUAGACUCGGGAUACCUCAAUACAGGAGGGUUUAUUGCUCCUUUUGAAGGUGUUCGAUACCAGCAAUACGAGUUCAGAGGUGCGAAUCAGCUACCCAGAAAUGCAAAGGAGCUGUUCAACCAUAGGCACUGUUUUCUGAGGAAUGCUAUCCUGAGAUCAUUCAAUGUGUUGAAGGCUAGAUUCCCUAUCCUUAAACUUGCUCCUCAGUAUUCCUUUCAGAUUCAGCGGGACAUAGUCAUUGCUGGAUGCGUUCUGCACAACUUCAUCCGCCGCGAGGAAAGGAAUGAGUGGUUAUUUGAUAGCGUUGGAGCAGCACCAGUGGAUGAACCGUCAGACCCCGAUGAUCUACCUGAUGUCCAGUUUCUCUCUUCAAUGCAAGAACAGUUUGCGUACUCGUUAAGGGAUUCAAUUGCUGCAGCUAUGUGGGAUGAUUUCCUUAAUAAAUGGGACGAGUGGUGAUUCUUAGCCACCCAAAUUUCACAACCUUGUGAAUGAUUCUUUUUUGGACUUUAGGUCAAUACUGAUGACCACAGACCACUGACAAUAGAUUUGAUAGUUAGGCCAAUACUCAACAUAUUUUAUUAACAUGAAAUUUUGUAUAGGCCCUUAUAUUUUUACUAAAUGAGAUUAUGGAGGUUGCUUGGGUUACUUAAA
Molecule: messenger RNA, 1902 nt
Organism: Arachis stenosperma
Lineage: Eukaryota; Viridiplantae; Streptophyta; Magnoliopsida; Fabales; Fabaceae
Exons: 5
Coding region: 262-1707 (481 amino acids)
Source: RefSeq, a predicted model, not a curated record